AUGGUGAAUUCUGAAGUUCCUCUUGUUGCUAGUACAAUUACAACCACUCUAUAUACACCAGACCGUUCUAGUCCCCUUUUCAUUCAUUCUUCUGAUAUUCCCGAAACCUAUUUAGUUAGUACUCCGUUUAAUGGGUCUGAUUAUGGUGGAUGGAAAAAGAGUAUGAUAGUUUUUUUGUCAGCUAAGAAUAAAAUAGGUUUUGUUGAUGGAUCCUGUCCUAAGCCAAUGUUUGGUAAGAAUCCUGCGAUGAUUCGUCAAUGCGACAGAUACAACAACAUGGUUAUUUCCUGGUUAACUAGCUCACUUUUACCAACUAUUGCUGAAAGUGUACAAUACUCGGAGUCAGUUGAAAGUAUCUGGAAGCAGUUAGAAUGUAUGUAUGAGACUGUGAAUGGAACUAAAUUUUUUGAGAUAAAGAGCGAAUUGGCUUCUACUCAGCAAGGUUCCCUUGAUGUUGCUUCAUAUUUCAACAAAUUAAAGAAGCUCUGGGAUAAGUUAGGAACAAUGCGCAAAAAUCAUGAAAAUUCUUGUACUUGUGCUUCAAAGCUUGAUAUUCAAAGGGAUGAAGAAAGAAGACAAGUUACACCAAUUCCUUAUGGGGUUAAAUGA
Nicotiana attenuata is the source of this 609-nucleotide messenger RNA. RefSeq lists its product as uncharacterized. The transcript has a single exon. Lineage: Eukaryota; Viridiplantae; Streptophyta; Magnoliopsida; Solanales; Solanaceae. Bases 1 to 609 code for a protein of 202 amino acids. The record is from RefSeq and is a predicted model, not a curated record.